AUGAGCUCAGACUCUGAAGCCGCUGGACGCCUCAUCGACAAAGGCAAAGGGCGAGCACGUUCUCCGGACCCCACAGAACGCACGCCGCUUCUUGGGUCCACAAGCGGGUCAUAUACAUCCAGCGUCGAUCCCGGCAGGCCGCCGCUCACUCGCCGCCUUUACUCGAGACUACUCACUGUUUUCCUUGCUUCGCUCUCGCUAUGUGUUCUCGCGUUGCUGCUUCUGAUAGUCAUAAUAUUCUCGUAUCGGGCACGCGCGGUGAGUGCCUCGCCAGACGAGAUUCUACAACAUGCGCUUGUUGUGCGUGGGCCGGACCGCGUAGACGUCUUGAACACGACCGGAGACGGGGGAAUAUGGAUGAUGAUCCACGGGAGGGUAGGAUUUGAUGCUGGGCAUGUUGCGGGGGUAAAUACGGCGGAGGAAGAUGGCUUUAUCGAGGACGCGUGGAAAGCCAUUGGCCGCUGGGGGAUCCGGCGGCUGGACAAGGUCUCCGUCAACUUGUCUACCAUUACAGUCGUACCGGAAGGUGACUCUGGCCAUGCCCUCACGACCAUAUCCCUGCCACAGCUAGAGUUGUCUCUCACCGCGAACCCACCGUCAGACAGUAGUUGGCUGACGCCGGUCGCGAUACCGGUCCUCAUCCGCCCCACGAAGGAUGCGAAGACACUCAUGCGAUUCGUGCACCAGAGCUGGAAGGACGGGACCAUACGGGUGCAGGCAUCCGUUGACCAAGCAAUAGUCACCGGCGGUGGCUUGACCGACGCUGGCAGCUGGCGACGGCGCAUACGGGUCUCCCACCACGACAUACAGACGGCAGUGCACAUAUCCAUCCCUCGGUUGCCAGGCUUGCCUCACCCAGGAGACGAUUUACCGGAAGCCUCCCAGUUCGUCAAACUAGAUUCGUUCCUCAUCAAGUCCUCCAACGACACGCUUACGAUCUCUGCCAAUGCAACACUCAUGAACCCCCUUGAAUCCUUUAUCAACGCAACCGUGCCCUCUCUCCCCUUCAUUGUCUAUCUCCCUCCCAACGGCACUUCGCCGCCCGUACCUCUGGCCCAUGUGCAGUCUCCGCCCUUCGCCUUCUCUUACGGAAACAUCAGCCUAGCCCUCGCAGGAGUAGUCCUUCCUCUGCCCCGUAACGCGUCGGGUUUGCUAUCCGAAUUCCUGGGCGCGUAUGUCUCCGCACACGACGCGGACAUCCUGCUCGAGACAACGCUGCUACCCGACGUGCGCGUCGCCACCAAGUUCCCCGCACCACACCCGCCACCGCAGAUCCUGCGUGACGUCAAGAUCAAGGACAUGAAGGUCAAGCCCGUCGGCCAAGGCAUGGUCGCCAGCGGGAUCGUCCACGCCCGCGUCGUGCUCCCGCCCGGCAUCGAAGUCGGCGUUGACGUCGUGAGGGUGUUCCCAGAUUUGCUUGUGUACGACGGCGAGGUGCCUGAGAGCACAGCGCACGAGCGACUUGAACCAGAGUUCAAGGUGUUCAACUUCCCGCUUGACGACAGCGACCGAGACGUUCCGCCGCAACCGCCGCUCCCUGACCCGCUGCCCGAGCGCGCAUUCGCCCAUAUCCGGCCGGACGACUGGCUGCCUGCGCUGAGCGUGCAAGGCGAGCAAGGGCCGGGUGAAGGUACGGUCGUGAACGUAACUGCGAGCAUUGUGGAGGUGCCACUGGAGGUGCUGCCGGGACGGGAGCGCGAGUUCAGCAACUUUGUGUCGAAGGUUGUGUUCGGGACGCAGGGCGCGUUGGCUGGCUUGCAGGGCGAGGCUGCUGUUGCUGUCCACGUAGACGGUCUGCCGUUUGAGAACGGGCGCGACGGCGAAAUGCAGCUGACGGGGCUGCCCUUCAAGGGCAAUGUGCGGAUCGGCAAGCGGAGCAUGCUCGACGGCUCUCUCAUGGACUAA
Molecule: messenger RNA, 1905 nt
Organism: Rhodofomes roseus
Lineage: Eukaryota; Fungi; Basidiomycota; Agaricomycetes; Polyporales; Fomitopsidaceae
Exons: 3
Coding region: 1-1905 (634 amino acids)
Source: RefSeq, a predicted model, not a curated record